AUGGCGUCACCACCCACAAUCUACCACUAUCUUGAUAUCGGCAGGCUAGGCCGUGGAGAGGUCGUCAAUUUGUUCUUGAAGGAUACGGGUAUCGACUUCAAAGAAGUUCGCUACCCAUACGACAACACCUGGCCAGAAACCAGCAAAAAGCUCCGCCAGAGUGGACUCACGAGAACCGGCCACCUGCCCGCGCUGGAAUAUGGUGGCUCGGUGAUCACUCAGCACAUCCCGAUUCUGCGUUAUCUCUCGCGUGAGCUUAAUGCAUAUGACGGCAAGACCAGUUGGGAGAAAUACUUGGUUGAUGCAGUGGCGGAUAUCUACGUGGACUGGAGGUCCCAAUGGGUGGCCAACUUGAAAGGGGCGACCGACGCAUACAGAGAAUAUGUACCCACCUACUAUGAUUUGAUCGCCCAGUACUACUCCGAUGCGGAGGGCCCCUACCUUCUUGGUGAUACGAUCACUUAUGUCGACUUCGCUGUGUACCAGUCCGUUGACAAUGACACCAGGACAGGUACUAUCCCGGAAUCACUCCCUCCAGCACUCAACAAGCUUGUUGAGGCCAUUGAAGCGCGGCCAAACAUUUCCGCGUUCAUCACGCAAACUCGACACAAAAAAGCGUGA
This is a messenger RNA of Penicillium olsonii, 621 nucleotides long. Lineage: Eukaryota; Fungi; Ascomycota; Eurotiomycetes; Eurotiales; Aspergillaceae. The record is from the annotation of a GenBank genome assembly.